AUGGUCUUGGCCAAAUCCAAAAAAACCGUCGGUCUGGGUAACCAGCUGAUGAAAGACCGGUUCGGCAAAGGCAAGGGCGCCGACCGUAAGAAAGUCUCGGCCGUCACCCGCAUCGACCACACCACGGGCCAGGAAUACAUCACCAAUGACCGCGAGGAGGCCGCCUGGGUCAAGAUGCGCUCCAUCACGGAGCAGGACGCGCUCGACGAGUUCCUGGCGACGGCCGAGCUAGCUGGCACAGAUUUUGCCGCGGAGAAGAUGAACAACGUCAAGAUUAUUCAUACCGACCAGCGCAAUCCUUACCUGCUGUCGGCUGCCGAGGAGAGGGCGGUCUUGGGUAAGCAGAAGGAGCAUAAGGGCCGGCUGACGGUGCCCAGGCGGCCGAAGUGGGAUGCGACGACUACGGCGGAGGAGUUAGAUCGGCUGGAGAGGCAGAGCUUUUUGGAGUGGAGGAAGGGAUUAGCAGAGCUGCAGGAGACGCAUGAUUUGCUGAUGACGCCGUUUGAGCGGAAUUUGGAGGUGUGGCGGCAGUUGUGGCGGGUUAUUGAACGGUCGGAUGUGGUUGUGCAGAUUGUGGACGCGAGGAAUCCGCUGAUGUUCCGGUCGGAAGAUCUGGAGGAGUAUGUGAAGGAUGUUGAUCCGAAGAAGCAGAAUUUGCUGCUGAUCAAUAAGGCGGAUAUGAUGACGUACAAGCAGCGAAAGGCUUGGGCGAAAUAUCUUAAAGGGGCGGGCAUUGCGUACCGGUUCUUUUCAGCCCAGCUGGCGAAGGAGUCGUUGGAGGCUCAGGAGAGCGAGGAGGAAAGCGAGGGUGGUCCCAGCAAGGCUGCGGCCCAGAAGGAGGAGGAGAAGGUCGAAACGGGGGCUGAGGAGACCUCCACGGAAGCUAGCGCUGAAAAGCUCCACGAUGACGAAGAGGACACCAAGAUCUUGACUGUCAACGAGCUGGAAGAAAUGCUUCUCCAAUACGCUCCCGAGGACGCAGGCCCCGACCGCAAACUCCAAGUCGGUUUAGUCGGUUACCCCAACGUAGGCAAAUCCUCCACCAUCAACGCGCUCGUCGGCGCCAACAAAGUCUCCGUGUCCUCGACUCCCGGCAAGACCAAACACUUCCAAACCAUCCACCUCAGCGACAAGGUCGUUUUGUGCGAUUGUCCGGGUCUCGUCUUCCCCAACUUCGCCAGCACCAAGGCCGAGCUCGUUUGCAAUGGUGUGCUGCCCAUCGACCAGCUGCGCGAGUAUACCGGCCCAGCCGCUCUCGUCGCGCAACGGAUCCCGAAGGCUUACCUCGAGGCUGUGUACGGCAUUCAGAUACGCACCCGGCCUCUCGAAGAAGGUGGCACGGGAAUUCCGACGGGCGAGGAGCUACUCAGUGCGUAUGCCCGACGCAGGGGGUUCAUGACGCAGGGAUUAGGCCAGCCCGAUCAGUCGCGUGCUGCGCGGUAUAUUCUCAAAGACUAUGUCAACGGCAAGCUGGUCUGGGUUCAGCCUCCCCCCGGAGGCCCCGAUCCGACCGAGUUCAACCGCGAGCUGUACGACUUGUCCAAACUCCCCGUUAAGCGGAAGGCCGCUGCUGCAGCCGUUACUUCCGCUGUGCAAGAUCUCGCUCUCGACGAUGACGACGCUACCUCUACCCUAGGUGACAUGAUUCCUUUGCCAGCAGCGGGAAGCAGUAAGGCCGAGAGGCUGGACAAGGCGUUCUUCAAGACGGCGCAGGGGAAUGCCGGGCACAUGUCCAUGCCGUUUAACUAUCUGUAUUCGCAGCAGGGGUCGGCGCAGGCGGUGGCGGGGAGCAAACAGCUGAGUGGGAGGAAGUUGCGGACGAUGAUUGCAUUGGAGAAGGGCGUUGAUCCAAGCGACGUGCAGAUGGCGACGGGGAAGAAGCAUUUUAAGGGGCGGGGCCCGAAGGGGAGGAAGAAGGGGGGAAGGGCGGAGGAUGAUGAUUAG
Molecule: messenger RNA, 1944 nt
Organism: Thermochaetoides thermophila DSM 1495
Lineage: Eukaryota; Fungi; Ascomycota; Sordariomycetes; Sordariales; Chaetomiaceae
Exons: 2
Coding region: 1-1944 (647 amino acids)
Biological process (GO): ribosomal subunit export from nucleus
Cellular component (GO): cytosol
Molecular function (GO): GTP binding; GTPase activity
Source: RefSeq, a predicted model, not a curated record